Messenger RNA from Ichthyophthirius multifiliis, 957 nucleotides. RefSeq lists its product as hypothetical. Gene Ontology annotation, molecular function: cyclin-dependent protein serine/threonine kinase activity; RNA polymerase II CTD heptapeptide repeat kinase activity; ATP binding. The transcript is spliced from 5 exons. NCBI's taxonomy places the organism in Eukaryota, Ciliophora, Oligohymenophorea, Hymenostomatida. Gene Ontology annotation, biological process: mitotic G2 DNA damage checkpoint signaling; G2/M transition of mitotic cell cycle; protein phosphorylation. The record is from RefSeq and is a predicted model, not a curated record. Gene Ontology annotation, cellular component: nucleus.
AUGGAAGUCGAAUGUAUUUCAGAUGAUUCAUAAAAAUUCCUUUAAAAGUUUAAAAUAUUAGAUAAUAUAGGUGAAGGUACAUAUGGAAAAGUAUAUAAAGCCCAAGAUAUAAAUACAAAAGAAAUAGUUGCAUUAAAAAAAUACUAACACCAAGAAGACGGUAUUCCAAGUUCUGCACUAAGAGAAAUAUCAUUACUAAAAGAAAUAAAUCACCCAAAUGUAGUAUCUUUAAAAGACAUAAUAAUAAAAGAAAACAAUUUAUAUUUAGCAUUCGAAUAUGCCGAAAAUGACCUUAAAAAAUUUAUAGAUACAAAAACUUCAAACGAAUACAUAGAUCCAUUAACAAUAAAAAAAAUAAUCUAUUAAAUAUUAAGAGGAGUAGCCGCUUGUCACACUAGACGAAUAAUGCAUAGAGAUUUAAAGCCUUAAAAUAUAUUAAUAGAUAAAAAUGGAACUGUAAAAAUAGCUGACUUUGGACUUUCGAGGACAUUUUCAAUGCCCAUAAGGCCUUAUACACAUAAUGUAAUAACUUUAUGGUAUAGACCUCCUGAAAUUUUAUUAGGGGCACUCGAAUAUUCAACACCUGUAGAUGUUUGGUCUGUAGGUUGUAUUUUAUUUGAAUUAAUUACUAAAAUACCUUUGUUUUAAGGACAAUGUGAAAUCGAAUAGAUUUUUAAGAUAUUCUAGGUUUUAGGUACACCAAGUGAAAAUGAGUGGCCGGGAAUUAGUGAAUUAAAAGAUUAUAAGAGUACUUUUCCAAGAUUUAAAUAAUAAAAAUUAGGAGAUAUUAUUAUGGAAACUAUGAAAAAAUACGAUUUUUCAUAUGAAGUAGAUAUUGCAAUAGUUGAUCUUUUAAAUAGAAUGUUAAUAUAUGAUCCUUCUAAAAGAAUUACUGCUAAAUCUUGUCUUAAUCAUCCUUAUUUUAAUGAUAUUGUUAAUUAUUUUAAAAAUAAAUGA